ACUGAUGUAUUGAUCAAGUUGUCCAUGUCCUAUCCUCUCACCGGUCCUCUCAUUGUUUGUCAGCAGCAGUUGAUCCUUUCCUCAUCCUCGUCGUAGUCCAUAACCCUUGGAGUCCCUCCAUCCAAUGCGUAUUCAUCCCUCCAAAAUUUCCUGGUAAUGGCGGAACGCAAGCGGCAAGAACGCGGUCCUGUUGGUAGCGCCCUACCAGAACCGUCUCCUAGACCUAACCGUCCGCAGCAGACGCAUUCCGGUCCUCUCGCUCCCCGUAAAAAGUCCGACCCCGGGACGAACAAGCAACCGCCUUUGCCGCCGCAGAAGGGGGAUGGCCCGCCGCGAGCCAGCGUUCGAGGCGCUUUUCCUCGCUCGAGCAGCGUGGGAAGCCCCAUCCUGCCGGCCGAAGAGGCGAGCGAGCCUCCGCCGAUGGUUCAGCGCGCGUCGACCGGAUCGCGGCAGCUCAAAGUCAACCCGGUCAACGAUCCAGGUGUGGCUGAGACCGCGACGACACCCACGGGAGGUCAAGAAAAAAAGAAAGGGCUUUCGUUCCUCGGCGGUCUGAGCUUCAAAACCGCGGAUAAGAGCCAGACGGCCGCAUUAAGAACGUACCCCGACUUAAAGCCAUGCAUUGUGAAAGGUAACAAACCGCGGCGCCGGCAACGGGGCGACCCGUCGGAGCCUAGAAAGAAGGUUUCGUUCAACGAGAAGAUCGAAGUCGCGGUGUGGGAGGUGGAGGAGGAGGACGUCGCGGAAUCCAAAUCGUCGUCCAGUAAAGGGCGCGGGUUCUUCUUAUCCAAGGUGCUCACUGGCGCAGCCAGCAGUCUGCUCUCACAGGGAUCGAAAAAACCGCUUCCCAAGGAUCUCCCGCUUAAGAUCGUGCCGAAAAAGAAGAAGGGCGAGGCUGGUAAGGGGGGGAAGGAUCAGGCGGCGUCGGGUGAGGUUAAGUCGGCGAAAGCGCGCCCAGCCCCUGGUGGGAAGCGGGCUGCCCCGCCCGCCACGGGGGCCAAGCCCAAGGCUGCAGGCGGGAGGCCUGCCCCUCUUGCGCAGAGGCCGCGGCCGGCGGGCGCGGAUGUGCCAGGGAUGGGGGAGAGGCGGAUGCGGCCGCCUCCGCCUGCCGGCAGCAGUGGCGGCGACGGCGGGCCCCGGGGGCCCCCUCGCGUUGGCGCUGGGCGCGGGCAGGCGGCAGCGGAGAGGCCGGUGGAAGGGCGGCAAAGGGAUCGGGGGGAGGCGCGGGGAAGCGUGGGCGGGGCGGGUCCACGGGACGUGGCGCAGCAGGCGGGGGGUGCGCGGGACAUGGCGCAGCAAGGGGGUCAGCAGCAGUGGGGCGGGAGUGGUGGAGGGAUGGGCGCGCAAGGAGCGAACAUGGGCGGGCAGGGGGGCAUGAGCGGACAGGGGAUGGGGAUGAUGGCAGGGCAGCCAAUGGGAAUGCAAGGCAUGGGAGCGGGGGGGCAAGGCAUAGGCAUGGGCAUGGGCAGCCAAGGGAUGGGGAUGGGGGGCCAAGGCAUGGGCAUGCCAGGGCAGCCCAUCGGCGCGCAGUACGGUUAUGAUGCGAAUCAGAAUGCGAUGGGCAUGGAUAUGGCAGCGGGCGGAGGUUACAAUCAGCAGUGGGCGGCUGCGGCGGGGAACGCGGGGGCGAACGGGGAGUGGGAGUACGAGCAGGAGGGGGAGUGGGCGGAGGGAGAAGGGGAGGAGGAGUAUGAGGAUGACGAGGAGGAGUUAGCGGACGAGGAUGAGUAUGAGGAGGAGGAGGAUGAAGAGGAGGAAGAAGAGGAGGAGGAGGAUGAUGAUGAAGAGGAGGAGGAGGAGGACGACGAAGAGGAGGAGGAAGAAGAGGAAGAGGAGGAGGAAGGGGAAGAAGGCGGUAUCUGGUCGCAUGCAGGGGUGGGGUACCAGCAGGGGCAGAUGGGGAUGCAGGGGGGGGCGAUGGGCGGGGCGAUGGGUAUGCAGCCGCAGGGUAUGCAGCAGCAGGGUAUGCCUAUGGUUGUCAGUCAUCCCAACCAGGGAUCACCCGUGCCUAUGGGCUAUGGGGGUCCUUCCCCCAUGAUGGCUGCUCCUCAGGGCUAUUCCAAUGCAAUGCCACCGGGUUCUGGGUCUAGUUACCCUGUGUUUCAACCUCCGCGUGGUUACCCCCAGCAGGCGCAGAUGGGGGGCAUGGCGGAUGAUCUUUAUGGCGGCGGGAAUGGGGGUGGCGGAGGGAUGUGGGGGGCGCAGAUGGGGGGAAUGGCGCCCCAGGGCGGGGCAAUGGGGCCUGGGGAAGCAUUGGGGGCGGUUGACGAUGAUCUGUAUGGGGGCAGGGGGAGCUGGGGCGGACAGCAGGACAUGGGCGGAGCGCAGAGCGGAAUGCAGGGGAGCAUGCAGGGGGGCAUGCAGGGCGGAUGGCAGGGGCAGCAAGGGGGAGGCGCAGGGGGUUGGGGGAGGCCGGGCUGGGGAGGCGGGGGAGACAUGGGGGGUGCAGAGCAAGGGAUGAAGCUGGAGCGGUCUCUGGCGGCUGAUGACUCUCAGGAGCAAGAGCUGGACCAGGUGCGCCCUCUGCCCCCCGGCAAGCCUGCAGUCACGCGCAGCACAGCGUUUGUCUUUGAGGACCUUGGCCUGCAGGUGCAGCGCAAACAGCCCCCCCCCGCCGCCAACCCUAACCUGCCCGGAAAUUUCCCAUCCGGGCAGCCGCCGAUGUGGGCGGGCAGCAUGAGCACAGGCGGCAUCAACACGGGCAGCGGCAGUUCCGGUGGUGGUAACGGCCCUUUGACCCCAAGUAAGAUGAUGAUGGGGCCGGGGGCGCGGUCGCAUAGAGGCAUGCGGCUGCUGUCAGACGAAGUCCCUGAGAUGCGGCAGAGGGCAGGGGUGCCAGGCAGGAGGGCGUCGGGAGGGGAGUAUGUGGAAGGGGGGAGAGAGGUGCGAGCGCCGUCGCCCGAGGAGAGUAGGCUGAGUGAGAGGAUGAGAAGGCAGGGUUUGGGAGAGGGAGGGGCGGGAGGGGGUGCGAGGGCUGGUAGUGGGAGUGGGAGUGGGAGUGGUGGGGAGAGGCAGGGGCACAGGUACUCGGGAUCGACUAUGAGCAAUGCCAGUUCUGCUGCUGGUGGUGGUAGUGGGGGUGGGAGUAAGAGCAGGCAAGGCAAGCAGGACCAGCAGCAGCAACAGCAGCAGGGUUCUCGGGCGGAAAAGAGGCAGCCACCCACACCGCAGCAGCAGGCUGAGCAGAGGGAGAGAAUAAUGAAGAAGUUAGCGGGAGGCCAGCCACAGCCACAACCACAGCCUCCCGCGGAGCAGGAGCAAGGUGGUGAAAAAAUGAAGAGGACAAGCACAGGCAGUAGAAGAUGAUAUUGGGUGUUAGAAGACAGUUUUAUGUCGUUUUUGUGCUUCCAUAUCUCGUCCUGUGGAAGAUUGGUUGGAAUGUGGUGCUAUGUAACGGGGUUAUCACUCUUAGAGGUGUAGUGAUUACGAUUAUAUGCUGGGGCUCCAGAUAUGCUGGAGGUCUCAGAUGCUUGGCAUGGAAUCUUCAGUAUA
Messenger RNA from Closterium sp. NIES-67, 3492 nucleotides. Lineage: Eukaryota; Viridiplantae; Streptophyta; Zygnematophyceae; Desmidiales; Closteriaceae. The record is from the annotation of a GenBank genome assembly.